AUGUCCCUUGUGUCCAAAUUUGGAGUUAUAACCCGUCGUUUGGCCACUGCGGCCGAGCCCUUGUUCCCCAACAGGGCUAUCCCACCGGCAUACACGCUGGCCACGCUGCGAUCGUUCCCGUCGCUUGAACCCCACGCCAUGUUCCCCGUCCAUAAUGCAUUCCUCAACACCCCGAUCAGAAGAGACAUCCUGUGGCUUGCCGUUGUCAUGGAGCUCGAUAACAUCCGUGUCGGAGCGUCCAACCCGCCCGACAGAAGUCAGCACAAGUUCUCCAGACACAAACUUAGACCGCAAAAGGGAAGCGGAAUGGCCAGAGUUGGAGACGCCAACUCGCCAAUCAGAUACCGUGGAGCGUACGCACUGGCUCGCACGGCCCCCAACGACUUCUCGUCGGAGCUGCCCGAGAAGGUGUACCACGCUGCGUACCGCACGGCGCUCAGCAGCGCGUACCAGGCCGGAAAGCUGUUUGUGAUUGGCAAUCUGGAAAAUAGCGAGUCCAAGCUGCUGCCGGGCGACUCGUUCGACUUGGAGACCACACAUAGCCACCCGCACGCGGUUGCCAUGUUCGUGAAGAAACACGGGCUCGAGAAACUCAACCUGCUGUUCAUUCCUGAGGAGUACGACCCGGAGUCGAACCUGGUCAAGGCUGUGAAGCAGUACGGCAACAGGGCGCGGAUUCUACGGAAGGAGGACGUCGAGGUCAGAGACCUGUUGAAGGCGGACCGUCUGGUGGUGUCGAAAGAGACGCUCGUUUACUUUGCCAGCAAGUACACCAAGCACAUACUGUAA
This is a messenger RNA of Ogataea philodendri, 789 nucleotides long. RefSeq lists its product as uncharacterized. Gene Ontology annotation, biological process: translation. Gene Ontology annotation, molecular function: structural constituent of ribosome. Bases 1 to 789 code for a protein of 262 amino acids. The transcript has a single exon. NCBI's taxonomy places the organism in Eukaryota, Fungi, Ascomycota, Pichiomycetes, Pichiales, Pichiaceae. Gene Ontology annotation, cellular component: ribosome. The record is from RefSeq and is a predicted model, not a curated record.